Messenger RNA from Saxophila tyrrhenica, 1581 nucleotides. RefSeq lists its product as uncharacterized. Bases 1 to 1581 code for a protein of 526 amino acids. The record is from RefSeq and is a predicted model, not a curated record. The transcript has a single exon. NCBI's taxonomy places the organism in Eukaryota, Fungi, Ascomycota, Dothideomycetes, Mycosphaerellales, Extremaceae.
AUGUUUAGCAGGUCUAAGCUCAUCGCCUUCGCGGCACUCUUUGCGACCGUUGCACCUCCUACCAAUGCACAUACAUGGAUCGAAGAGUACCAGGUCAUCGGCCCCGACGGCUCCUACAUCGGCGACCGCGGCUUCAGUCGAGGCUAUGUCGCACGAACAGAUCCCACAUUCGAAGGCGACGCCAACUCGCUUUGGCUGCUACCUCAGGCGGAGUCCGUCAUGUCCGAUGGUAGCGUGCGACUACGUGUUAAUGCAAGCGACUCUCUCUGCCACCCAAACCAGCGGACGUCCAAUUACACCGACCAACGGUACCCGAAGCUGAAGGCUGCGCCGGGCAGCUUCGUCGCGAUGAAGUAUCUGGAGAAUGGCCAUGUCACUCUGCCUUGGACACUGAAAGGCAAGCCUGAAGAAGGCGGCACAGUCUACGUCUUUGGCACGACGAAGCCUAUCAACGAUGAGAAGAUCGUGAACGUCAUGAAGUGGAACAAGGAAGGAACUGGCGGCGAUGGCCGUGGAUGGUUGCUCGCCGCUCAAAACUAUGACGACGGACGGUGCCACCAGAUCAACGACUGCACUCUCUCUGUCGGACGUCAAGCAGUCUUCCCCAACAUGAUCCCAGACCAGAACGCCACCGCCGAGCAGUGGUGCGAGAGCGAUGUCCAGAUCCCGAAGAACGUCAAGCCAGGCACACUCACCACAUACUGGAUCUGGCAAUGGCCGACCCUUCCCGAGGAGGACUGCAUCUACCCGGAAGGCAAAGACGAAUACUACACCACCUGCGCCGAUUUCGAGAUUGAGGGCGACAGCCCAGGCGAAGUCAAGAUCGCAGACGAAGCGGCAACGAACACCUUGCUGCAGGAGAACUUCCAGACGAAGGCUGUCGAGACUUACAUGGCCCGCACAGCGCACACUACACAUGCGGUCACCGUGCAGGACUGGAACAUGAAGCUCGCGGCAACUACCAAGGUCAAUCCGGCUUGGUCCAGCUCGUGCAGCUCGUCGCUUCUUGCUUUACAACAACAGGCGGGCAUACCACCACCGCUCUGUCCGUCUGGCAAGUGGGCGACUGGGUCUUUGUCCGACAUCGUCGUUCAGAGUGCUUUGGCUGCUGCGAAGGCCACUGGUGGUGCUGCGGCUCAGAUCACUGCGAGCCCGCCGCCAGCUGCUACUGCGCCUCCGGUUGCGACGGGCGGUGCAGCGGAGACCUCUCCCGCUACCAGCCAAGCUCCGGCGCAGACAUCUGAGAGCAAGGGAGUCGCGCCGGUGCCAGCUCCAAGCAACAAGGCUGCAACGUCUCCACCUGCGAGCUCUGGCACCACUCCGACUGAAGGUAUGGAGACGGUCACCAAGACGACCUACUUCACGCAGUACGUCACCGUGCAGCCCAGCGAGAGCGCUCCACCAGCUGCGGCCUCUUCGCCGCCUGUAAGCCCGGAGGCAGCUUCAGCAUAUGCGAGCGAGUUCCCGACUAUCCUCACUCUUCCCGGCUCCUCCGCGCCCACGAAGACUAUGAGCGACGAUUGCGAGAAGAGCCCAGCUGCGCGGCACAAGAGGAGAGCUCACGCGCGACACUUUGCAUGA